GAAUCACAAUCACAAUCAAAAUCAAAGUCUUCAGAACAAUCAUCUUUCGUCGAUUUCAGAUCAAGUCAAAUUCACUGAAAGAUUCUCCUCAACAGAAUGUCAGCAACAUUAGAAUCCGACUCCGACACUCUCCCGUCUAACUUCACUGUUGAAGAUAACUGCAAUAAUGUGUUUCCACCAUCACCCCCCAAAGAUUUUGGUACAGGUGGAUGCGCACCAAGUACUGGAAUUCGACCUUCUACCCCAACACCUAGUUCAAAAAAUAAUUCCAUGCCAACGCCUGUUCAUACUCCCGAUUCAGAACGCCUGCUUUCUCCUUGGGACAAUGUCUCUUCAUCUUCCCCAUCAAAGCGUGGCACGAUCCCAGACACUCGCAUUCUCCACCGCGAUCGCUACGAUCUAAAUUACACUCGGACUUCUGCCCGUCUCCAUUACAUUUUAAAUCUCGAAUCCGAGAACUUACGUGUACAUUAUCAGAAUCUUCAAUUCUACCGAAAAUGGACUUCUCAUUUGAUUUCGCACCUCCCUGGUAUCACUGUAACGAUCAAUCUUGAAUCCACUCCUCCGGAGAAUCACAUCACUACAUCCCCUCCUUCCCACACUCACUCCGUCAUUAGAAAUGAUGACCCUUAUAAUUUCCUUCCUCGAGCCGACUACCUCAAUGAAAUCACAAUUCUCACUCGCCAAAAAAAUCUCCUCCAAAAAAACGAGCUUGUCACAGCCAAAUCCGAGCUCCACGCUCUAACCAAGCAUCUACUCUCCCUACCUCUCCCCCAAACCUAUCAAAACAAGCAUAACGAAGCCGACACCCUCCUCUACCGCGUGCAGACUGCAGCAUCUCAUUCUCUUUAUGACCGCAGCACAGGUUUUCAAUGUUCAGGCUGGACAGACAGUCUCUACAAUUCCGGCGUAGCAGACAAAAGAGAAAGAGACGGUCGAGCAUUCCAAUCCCAUUGCAAUUACACCUCCAAUCCCAGUCCUUAUAUGUCCGUGUCCACAUCUGUUGCACGACUUAUGAAAUUCAUCGAGUUCAGGGUGGACAAGGAAGCUGAGAGUCGUGUAUUUGUCAUCUCGCUGAAUCGACUUAAAAAACUGGGUAUCAAAGCACAAAGUACGGAGAAAUAUCUUAAAAGAUUUGUGAAUUCGUUAGGAGUCCAGAAGUAUGAAAAAUAUUGGGGAAGGGGAGAUAUAGGUGAGAAUGAGGUGAGCUAUGUCACAGAAACCCAUUGGUUGAUAGAGGGAUGGAUACCGGAUCAGGCGAUUGUCAGUGAGAUGGAUUGUGGAGAUUUUUGGAAGAUAGCGGAGAGAGAAGGGAUCAAUAGGGUGGCUGCCUUGAAAUAUCUUAUGGACAAGGAAAUAGAAGCACGGAAAAUUGACUUGGAAAAGUGGCCUAAGAGAGAUAUGUGAGUAGGGAGAGGAGAUGGGAGCGAGAAAGAGAAAGAAAUCAUACCACCAAAAAUUCGAACGAGAACAGUACACAGGAAACUGGAAGCUCGGGAGAAGAUGUUUGCAAAAGAGCACACAGAUUGCAAUAUCGAAGUUAUGACCUAGUCAAAAGGAGGAACGAGGAAUCGAGAACCGAGAGAAGCAUCGUUAUAAAUAUGACGAUUCAGUCAGGCUUGGACAUGGACCACUCGUUAUCGUAUUUUGGAAGACGUGGAGAUUUUUUUUUAAGUUGGAUACACGAAUAUAGAUUUAGAUAGGGCGUUGGAGUUUCGGUUAAUAGAAAUUGAACAAAUAUGACA
Messenger RNA from Botrytis cinerea B05.10, 1745 nucleotides. RefSeq lists its product as hypothetical. The record is from RefSeq and is a predicted model, not a curated record. Bases 97 to 1407 code for a protein of 436 amino acids. The transcript has a single exon. NCBI's taxonomy places the organism in Eukaryota, Fungi, Ascomycota, Leotiomycetes, Helotiales, Sclerotiniaceae.